AUGUCUCCCGGCAAGACCGUGCUGAUUGUCGGCCCCGGCUUUAUCGGCUGGAACAUCCUUGACAGACUCGUCUCCGAGAACUACAACGUAACGGGCCUCGUACGUCGAAGCGCACAGGCACAGCAGAUCCAGCUCUCAGGCGCCAAAGCAGUCGUCGGCAGCCUCGACGACACGGCUCUGAUCAAGACACAAACCACGGCGCACGACAUCAUCUUCCACACCGCCACCGCCGACCAUCAGCCAUCAGCGGAGGCCAUUUGCGCCGGCGUAGCAGAGCGCGCGGCCCAGGGGAAAUCGACAAUCUACAUCCACACGUCGGGCACUGGUGUGCUGGACGAUGGUGCCCAAGGCGACUUCGAGAGCGAUAAGAUCUACCGCGACGAUGAGCGCGACGAGAUCGAUGCCCUCCCGGACAGCGCGCCGCACCGCCAGAUCGAUCUGGCCAUCGUGAAAGCUCACCGAGAGAUCGGCGACAAGGCCAAGAUCGCGAUUAUGAUUCCUCCGCUGAUUUAUGGAUAUAAUCCGUCCCAUCGUCGGCUGUCGAUCCAGAUCCCGACUCUGACUCGGUUCGCCUUGAAGCAUGGCUUUGCAGGCUAUGUUGGCAAAGGCCUGGCUGUCGAGUCGCAGAUCAAUGUGCUCGAUCUGGCUCGCGCCUAUGUCGUGUUGUUGCAUCAUAUGGAAUCCGCCCCUGCCGACGAGUUUCUUAAGAACCCCUAUUUCUUCUGUGAGAAUUGCCACGACACUUCCUGGAAGACGGUCGCCGAGAUGAUUGGGUCUGGGCUGCACAAGGCCGGCAAGAUCCAGGAUCCGACUCCCAGAACGAUCCCAAAGGAUCUGUAUGGCGAUCUGUUCGGGGAUGAUACCGGCGCUGUCAUAGGGUUGAACUCACGCAGUCGUGCUGUCAGGUUGAGACAACUCGGUUGGGAGCCAAAGGAGCGUAGCAUGCACGAGACCUAUGAGAUGUUCGAGCUGCCCGAGAUUUUGAAGGAGCAAGGUCUGGAUUUUCAAGGGUAUCAAGGAGUGGCCGCGUAA
Capronia coronata CBS 617.96 is the source of this 1032-nucleotide messenger RNA. RefSeq lists its product as uncharacterized. The record is from RefSeq and is a predicted model, not a curated record. The coding region runs from base 1 to 1032 and encodes 343 amino acids. The transcript has a single exon. Lineage: Eukaryota; Fungi; Ascomycota; Eurotiomycetes; Chaetothyriales; Herpotrichiellaceae.